CCGCCUUACUGCGCAUGCGCACUGUGUCCGCUGCCUGGGCAACUGGGCAUUAGUCGUGGGAGAAUUUAGAUCUCUGUGUGGUUCUGUAUGAUGGACGGAUUGACCCCUGAGUUUGACUUGUACGGGGCGAUGGAGUGGAGCGACGGUGUGGGAACCCUCCCCGGCAGCCAGCUCAAGUUUCGUGUAAAUGAAUUUGGGGUGCUGGAGGUCAUAACUGACACGGGGGAUGAGGAAGGGGUUAAGAAGGCUCAUGCUACCACCACAUGGAGUGUUCCGACAGCACAGGAAGCUUUGUCGGUUGAGGUGCACUGUGGUAGUGUGAGUGUCUGCAGUAACAGGAAGGACCCUGCUCCCCACUUCCUACCUGAUGGAGAUCACUGCACCAGCGGCCUCCACUUACAGCAGCAGGAAAACACUAAAUCUGUGAAAGAAGAAUCCAGAGUAAACGGUGUGGUCACUCGUGUCAGCAGGAAGAGACUACACCCAGCCAAGAGAGAGGAGGAAGAGGUGGACGAAGUGACGGAGGUGGUGGAGGAGGACGAUGAAGACUAUGAAGAGAAAGAAGGCCGGCGUCCGGCUCGAGGAGGUCCACGGGGUCGCAGGAAGCGCAAAGGAGACGCAGCGCUGCUCAGACAGCCGGUUUCAUACAGAGGGAGGAAGAAGUCAUGGUGCUGGGCUGGGUAUCUGGAGCAGGAGAAAGCCAUUGCUGCUCCUAGUAAACUCUUUAAAGAGCACCAGUCCUUCCCUCAGAGUAAGAAUGGGUUCAGAGUAGGUAUGAGGCUGGAAGGCAUCGACCCUCUUCAUCCCUCCAUGUACUGCGUCCUCUCCGUUGCCGAGGUAUCUGGAUACAGAAUGCGACUGCACUUUGAUAAUUACUCAGACUGCUAUGAUUUCUGGGUAAACUGCAACUCCCCUGAUAUUCACCCUGUGGGCUGGUGUGAGAAAACGGGACACAAGCUGCAUCUGCCUAAAGGAGUGAAGACUGAGGAGUUCAGCUGGUGUUCAUAUCUAAAGACAAAUAAACUGCAAGCGGCGCCAAAAUCUCUGUUCCACAACCAGCACACUACAGUCACACCAUUAGGUUUCAGAGUGGGGAUGAAGCUAGAGGCGGUGGAUAAGAAGAACCCGUCGCUCGUCUGCGUCUCCAGCAUCAGGGACAUGGUGGACAGUCGUCUGCUCAUUCACUUCGACGGCUGGGAUGAGAGCUAUGAUUAUUGGUGUGAUGUGACGAGUCCUUAUAUCCAUCCAGUGGGCUGGUGCCAGGAGAAUGGCAGAACCUUGGCCACGCCUCCAGGCUCCUGUGACGCUGAGAACUUCUCCUGGGAGAGGUAUCUGGAGGAGACGAGCUCAUUAGCCGCGCCUGCCAGGUCCUUCAAAGCGAAACCUCACCACAGUUUCCAGGUGAACAUGAAGCUGGAGGCGGUGGACAUGAGGAACCCUGUGAUGGUGAGAGUGGCUACAGUGGUGGAUCGAGACGAGCACAGAGUGAAGAUCCAUUUUGACGGCUGGACGGAUGAGUACGAUUACUGGCUGGACGCGGACAGCCCGGACAUCCAUCCUGCAGGGUGGUGCACCAAAACCGGACAUGCCCUACAGCUGCCAAUUAGUCUGGAGGAUACGAGUGAAUCGGAGCAAAGUGGAUGUCCCACACCUGGCUGCAGUGGAGUCGGACACAUCAAAGGAGCUCGCUACUCUGGACAUCACAGUGCCAUGGGCUGUCCCUACUCUGACAUCAACAUGAAGAAGGAUUCAGUGCUUCCUGACCGACUGAGCGGCGAGAUCCCAGGUUCUGGAGUGGGCCGACUACGCCGAGUGGAACCGAACCUUGAGCCUCCUGUACAUGGUUCUGAGACUGAUGGAUACAGAUGCCAUGCCUCCUUAACUAAGACUGACAGAUAUAGAUGCCACACCUACUUUAGUAAACCUGCCUGUCACCUGGACAAGGCCAACACGGCAACCAUUGCCAUGGCAACGCCGCAUCAGAAGCCGGUCGGUACGGAGUCCAAACGAAGGGUCGGGCGGCCGUGCAAGGUGAAAAAAGUGGAGGAACCGACACAGGAAGAGGAAGUGGAAAGCAAGGAGUCGCCUGUCAUAGAGUCAAAAGAGCUGACUCUGCAGCAAGCCCUGCAUCAGUCUAUAUUUAUGCCGUGCUCCGUCCCGUCUCCCAGCAUGCCUCACUGCUGGGACCAACACAGUAAACUCCUUCCAUCAGUGGUGGGCAUCACGGCCAGCAAAGUGUCCACCUGGAGUGUGGAGCAGGUGAUGGAGUUCAUCCAGGGCCUCCAGGGAUGUAAGGAGCAAGUGCACACUUUCAGGGAGGAGCAAAUCGAUGGCGAGGCAUUCCUGCUGCUCACUCAGACGGACCUGGUGAAGAUCCUGAGCAUAAAGCUCGGCCCGGCUCUCAAGAUCUUCAACUCCAUCCUGAUGUUCAAGACUACGGAGAAGUCCUCCUGCAACGAGCUCUGACCUCAGGUCACUCACCAGGUUACGAUCUUUUACACGACAAAAACAUGAGAGCUCUGCGUCGGAGCGUGCCGUCAUGACAACCUGGAGAAUUUCACUUGACUUUAUACAUGGCUCUGAAAAAGACCAUAGCAGAAGCACAAACCUGAGGAUGAUAGUGAUUGUGAUUGUUUUGAUGAAGCACUACAAAUCACACCAACUUUUUACCCCUGAUGUUGGUGAUAUUUAAUGCAAGCCACAUGCACUGGACAAAAAAUAAUAAUAAUUUUUAUUUAUUUAUUUAUUUUUUAAAACUCAAAUAGACCUAAUUAUCUCUCACACACUUUACAGAUCAGUUCCAGAUUCCUUUCUGGUUUGGAACUGAUCAAAUUCUCCAGAUGUAAAAGAUGGUAGUUUUCAGUAAGGAUUUACUUCACCACAUCAUUCUAACGUUCUUUUUACUAAACCUUUAACGAGGCAGAAGAGCAGGAAGCCUUUAUUAUCACCACACAAUGGUUUCUUUGCGUAUCCCAGCUGAGGAAGUUGGGGUCAGAGCGCAGGGGUAGCUAAGGGGAGAGGUGAUACAGUGCCCCCUGGAGCAGGGAGAGUUGAGGACCUUGCCUAACACAGGAGACUGGUGGUGUUGAGGCUUGAACCCAGAUCCUCCGAUCAACAACCCACCUGAUCCACCACUGCCCCUAGAAGGUUGUGGAGAACAAAGUAGAAAAAUCUCUUCUCUUAAAAUAACCCUGAGUGUUGUCUGAAAGUCUGAACCUUCAGCAAACAUGCUAGCCGGAUAAUUAGCUUAGAAAGGAACGGAAAGAUGAAGAGCUAACACCUCAGACCUGGAGUUUUGCACUAGCGCCGCUUAUCUGCUUCAUGCUAACAUUAGUAACAUUAGCGCACACUUUAGCACGUGAUUUUCUGCACUUUCCGUAAAAUAGCUACACGUGACGCUUUUAUGGGACGAUUCCUACGUCAGAUCUUAAGCCACACCUCCUAGCUAAAUGAGCUAGCUUUAUUUAUGACGUCCUCGGUUGAGGAGUUUAUGAUGAUCAUCAAGCUUACCUUUUGUUUUAUUGAUUAAACAAUGACACUUUGUACAUUUUAUCCAUUUACAGUUACACUUGAACCUGAGCAGUCAUGAACACCUUCACUCACCAGCCUCACUUUUCUCUUUUUGUUAUUAAGAAAUAAAAAAAAACUCUGU
Hemibagrus wyckioides is the source of this 3652-nucleotide messenger RNA. RefSeq names its product L3MBTL histone methyl-lysine binding protein 3 (gene l3mbtl3). Gene Ontology annotation, cellular component: nucleus. The transcript has 23 exons. Bases 88 to 2466 code for a protein of 792 amino acids. The record is from RefSeq and is a predicted model, not a curated record. Gene Ontology annotation, molecular function: protein binding; zinc ion binding. NCBI's taxonomy places the organism in Eukaryota, Metazoa, Chordata, Actinopteri, Siluriformes, Bagridae. Gene Ontology annotation, biological process: regulation of DNA-templated transcription.